UACAGAUCCCUUCGACGACAAUCUCACAAGUCGACAACACCCGCGCUACCGUCUUGACCGCGCCGCCUCCGUCAAGAUGAAGCUCAACAUCUCCUACCCGGCCAAUGGGUCCCAGAAAAUUAUCGAGAUCGACGAUGAGCGCAAGCUCCGUCCCUUCAUGGAGAAGCGCAUGGGCACCGAAGUUGCCGGCGACGCUCUCGGCGAUGAGUUCAAGGGUUACUUGUUCAAGAUCACCGGUGGAAACGACAAGCAGGGUUUCCCCAUGAAGCAGGGUGUCCUCCUCCCCACCCGUACCCGUCUCCUCCUCGCCGACGGCCACAGCUGCUACCGCCCCCGCCGCACCGGUGAGCGCAAGCGCAAGUCCGUCCGUGGUGCUAUCACCGGUCUGGACCUUGCCGUCCUUGCCCUGAGCAUCGUCAAGCAGGGUGAGGUCGAGCUCCCCGGUCUCACCGACACCGUUGUCCCCAAGCGUCUCGGCCCCAAGCGUGCCACCAAGAUCCGUCGCUUCUUCGGUCUCGACAAGAAGGACGACGUCCGCAAGUUCGUCAUCCGCCGCACUGUCACCAAGGAGGGCAAGCAGGAUUACACCAAGGCCCCCAAGAUCCAGCGUCUGGUUACUCCCCAGCGUCUCCAGCGCAAGCGCCAACGCGUUGCCAUCAAGCGCCGCCGCUCUGAGGCCGCCCGUGAGGCUGCUAACGACUACGCUAAGCUCCUUGCCAACCGUGUCCACGAGGAGAAGGCUAAGCGUGAUGAGCUCCGCAAGCGGAGAGCUUCUUCCAUGCGGAAGUAAACUUCCAAACCCGCGGUUUUAUGAUUUCGUUCUGCGGCGAUGGGGUUUAAUGGAGGAGCUUCACGUCUCUGGGAUGAUUUAAGGGGAAUUCACACAAAAAUGAAUCACUUCUCAGGGGCGCGAAGGAUACAUGUCUGAAAA
Messenger RNA from Penicillium paradoxum, 931 nucleotides. Its product is annotated as 40S ribosomal protein eS6. Gene Ontology annotation, molecular function: structural constituent of ribosome. Lineage: Eukaryota; Fungi; Ascomycota; Eurotiomycetes; Eurotiales; Aspergillaceae. Gene Ontology annotation, biological process: translation. Bases 77 to 790 code for a protein of 237 amino acids. Gene Ontology annotation, cellular component: ribosome. The record is from RefSeq and is a predicted model, not a curated record. The transcript has 5 exons.